Molecule: messenger RNA, 723 nt
Organism: Pyrenophora tritici-repentis Pt-1C-BFP
Lineage: Eukaryota; Fungi; Ascomycota; Dothideomycetes; Pleosporales; Pleosporaceae
Source: RefSeq, a predicted model, not a curated record
AUGCCACCACGAAACAACCCCCUCCCAACGGCAGUACGCCUGUUUAAAUGCACCAUCUGCAGCAAAGACUACUCCCGCCAGAUCGAAUAUGAGAACCACCUUCGCUCCUAUGACCACAAUCACCGCCAGCGUCUCGCCGACAUGAAGAAGCUCACAGCCAGCAACGACACUGAAGCGAGCAAGCCAAAGCAAGGCCUCGAGAUGCGCACCAUCGAUGUCGACAACGCAAACAAGAAGCCUGGGGUCGGUAGUCGGUUCACCAAGAUUGGCGGGGGAAGUGCUGCAGGCGCAGGGGUAAACAAGUUCAAGAAAGUUGGCGUUGCGGUUAGUGGAAAGGAGAGCGGAUAUGAGGAAGAGGAUGAGGCUGUCAAAGCAGAGAAUAUUCCCGUGGAUAGUGUGGAACAGGUACCGGUUCCUGCUGCGAUGCCGGGUGUGCAGAUGGACAUCAAGCACGAGGAAGAUGCGGAUAUGGCGGAGAGCGAUGAGGAAGAGGAUAUCACAUGGGAGGAUUGCAGUGAACUAUGUUGGUUUCUGAAGCACCCAGUAUCCGAUCUCAUCCCAUGUCUUACCAUCUCUGAAGGCUCCGGGCAAUGGUACCACACAGAUCGCGAUGUUUUCAUCUUGUUCGAUGACAUGAGCACAUGGGUUGCCGAGUUUUAUGCACCUGUCGUCGGCAGUCUCUCCGAGCCUCCCUCCAUUGGUGUAGUUCAGGUGCCCGCGUGA